Ictidomys tridecemlineatus (thirteen-lined ground squirrel) is the source of this 2325-nucleotide messenger RNA. It is a transcript of the gene Cfap263, whose product is annotated as cilia and flagella associated protein 263. Lineage: Eukaryota; Metazoa; Chordata; Mammalia; Rodentia; Sciuridae. Gene Ontology annotation, biological process: cilium assembly. The record is from RefSeq and is a predicted model, not a curated record. Gene Ontology annotation, cellular component: ciliary basal body; axoneme.
CGUCCGGUCGCCCAGGCAACGCUCCACUGAGUAGCAGCCUGAGUGACGCGUGGCGGCUAGCGUCCGGCGCUCCUGGGCACACUCGGCAUUGGCAAGGGCCGCUUGGGUACAGCGAUGACUGACGAGGACUCUGAGAGCGUCCACACCGAUUCCCAGACGGGAGAGGACAGCGAGCUUCCUGUCAUCCAGCUGUGCGGGCUGGUGGAGGAGCUCAGCUAUGGAAACUCUGCUCUCAAAACGGAGACAGAGAUGUUUGAGAAAUACUGCUGUAAACUGGAGUCUAGGGAAUACCGACCUCUGCGAAUUUCAGAUGUUAAAAUAACAGCAGCAGAAUUUGCACAGUUACGGAGCAGGCGUAAAUCCAAACCCCGGGCAGGUGACCGUAUGAUAAGCCUCAGUGUCGAACAAAAACUUGAGCUUGUGCAAAAGGAGCUGGAAGACAUGAAGGACGAGUUGAGGCACAUGAGGGCAAAUGCUGAGCGGGACCUGCAGUACCACGAGGCUAUCAUCGAGGAAGCUGAUAUUCGAUGGACUGAAGUCCAGAGAGCAGUGCACGACUUUGAAAAAGAUAUUCUAAGAACCAUAACCAAGAAGAAAGGGAGUAUUUUGGCCACUGAGAAAGUGUUGAAGUACAUCGAGGACAUGAACCACCGGCGGGAUAAUUUGAGGGAUAAAUUACGUUUGAAAAAUAUUUCUCUCAAAGUUCAGAGGAAAAAACUUCUUUUACAAUUGAGGCAGAAGGAAGAGGUGGGCGAGGCGCUCCAUGAUGUUGAUUUUCAGCAGUUGAAGAUUGAGAAUGCUCAGUUUUUAGAGACGAUUGAAGCACGGAAUCAGGAACUGAUCCAGCUGAAACUGUCAUCCGGAAAUACCCUGCAAAUCCUCAACGCAUACAAAAGCAAGCUUCACCGAGCGGUGGAAAUGUUCAUCAGUCUGGGCAAGGAGAUCUUGCUGAGAAAAGAGCUUCUUGAAAAAAUUGAUAAAGAAACCAUACAAGUAGAGGAGGACCGGGCCAAAGCCGAGGCUGCCAACAAGAAGUUGCGGAAGCAGCUGGCUGAGUUCCGGGCGCCACAGGUGAUGAUGUACCUCCGGGAGAAGAUCCUCAAUAUGGAGAUGGAGAAGACCAUCAAGAUGUGGGAAAGGAAAGUGGAAAUCGCAGAGAUGUCCCUGAAAGGCUACCGCAAGGCUUGGGAUAAAAUAAAGGCAAGCAACGAGGAAUUGCAAGCAAUUGGCUCCCCUGGGAAGUAGCCAGGGGCAGGAGCACGGAUGGCUGACCAAGAAAUGAUCCAUUAAAGCACUCCCCUCUCUUCUAGUCACAGGGUCCUCUCACUGGUGUCCCCGACUCCCCAGCCAGGCUGGCCAUCACCUCCCAGGCCAAUCUGCCCACGGGGAGUCUUCACCGCCUGGCCCCUGGAACCAUUGUCACUGAAAGAACCACAGGGCACGCUAACGGUUUGACACUUGUUAGCCCACGUUUAGUUCACAAGCACAAAUGAAAGUGACCUUUCCGCAUGUGGGAGUGGGACAGAGGAGGGAGAGCCAGCCCAGUGUGUGCUGUGGGGCCGUCCGUGGCAGCCCAGGUGUGCAACUAUCAAAAACAGACACCCCAACAUCAUGGCGAAUGCCUGGCACGUGGCAUCCUGAGCUUCCUCUUCAGUUUGGUGGAUUAGCUCCCCUUAGACUAGACACCGCUGCCAAAGAAAACAAGCACGAAGAAAACCAAGACGAUUUCUUGGGGCUGAUGUAACCUGUUCUGACCUGCAAAAGACCCCCCCUCCCCAGCCUCCCCACCGUAAUAGUCAUAGUACAUGGGUUGAAGGGCCGCCUCCGAAGACCUGCCCGAUUCCCGGAGACCCUUUUCCCUAAAGUCUAGCUCAUCUCUAGUGCUGUUCCUCAGCUGUGAAGUCAUAGUGGAACUACUUUGUUCUUGGAAGGAGGCUUGGGACCGUCUGGUGUGGCUCACUUCAGAAUGUGUGCUCCUGUGGCUCACUUCAGCAUGUGUGCUCCUGUGGCUCACUUCAGCAUGGGUGCUCCGUGUCACGGCAGCGUGCUCUUCGAAAGAGGGACGAGGUAUAAAAUGGUCCCAGUGUUGGAGUGAGAACAGGGGAUGGUCAUCCCUGGUAGUCAUGGACAUGAUCCAGUCGCUGUAAUCUUCCACCCUGGUGUAUAUGAAGAUGCCUGGGCAUGUAUCUCCACCUUGGGUCAGGAUUCCUCUCAGGAUCCACAGAUCCAACUGCUGUAGCUGGCACAUCAUGGGGCUUCCUGCUUCCCCCUGCGACAAAGGACAGAAGGCUUCAGGUCUUAGAAAAACAGGUUUUCUUUUUUUAA